Molecule: messenger RNA, 1666 nt
Organism: Aspergillus costaricaensis CBS 115574
Lineage: Eukaryota; Fungi; Ascomycota; Eurotiomycetes; Eurotiales; Aspergillaceae
Product: putative MFS transporter
Exons: 5
Coding region: 91-1371 (426 amino acids)
Biological process (GO): transmembrane transport
Cellular component (GO): membrane
Molecular function (GO): transmembrane transporter activity
Source: RefSeq, a predicted model, not a curated record
CGGUUGCUUUCUCUCGUAUAUAAGUAAUUGGCUACUCCAGUGCGCGGCUGCCCUUCUCAACGCGACUUGUCAAUUCAGUCAAUCAACAAUAUGGGCGACCACAGAGAAGCUGGACAUGGCAACUACGCUCAGGAUGAAAUCGCUCCGGCUGAUGAGUCUACGUUCCUCCUUCCCAAGGAUGUCGGAGAUGUUAAAAGCAAGAUCCUCAGUACCAACUUUGCCGCAUUGAUGGCCGGGCUGAACGUAGAAUGGGCCGACCAUAAAGAUGCUGCAUUGGGCCCUCUGAUCCCGUACAUACAACCGACUUAUGAUGUUGGUCUUCUGCAGGUGUCCAUCAUCUACCUAGUCAACUUUGUGGGUUGGGUUGUCGCCUCAUUCGCCAAUAUUCAUGUCUGUUCCCAUAUAGGAACGGGCGGUACACUGGUCCUGGGAGCAACCAUUCAGUGUCUCGGCUAUGCCUUGAUGUUCUGGAGUCCGCCUUUCCCCCUCUUCGUGGCAGCAUUCUUCUUCACUGGUUGCGGCGUAGCUUUCCAAGAUGCCCAGAUGAACAUGUUCACUAUAACUGUCAAGGACGCCCAUCGGUGGCUGGGCAUUUUGCAUGCCGUGUAUGGCGUCGGAACCAUUCUCGCUCCAUUGAUCGCCAAUACGAUUGCCUCGAGAAUGCCAGUCUGGCACCACUACUACCUUGUGACCAUGUUGCUCGGCGUACUAAACAUCACAUCUCUGGUCUGGACCUUCAGAAAGGGGCUCUUCCGUCCGAAUGUGAGCAAUGCGAAGGAGACGGCCGGCAAGGAGCUUCGAGAAACAGUGUCAAACAAGACUGUGUGGAUAUUCAACGGCUUCUUCUUUUUGUACGUUGGCGCGGAGGUGACUGCUGGAGGUUGGCUUGUGCAGUUCCUUGUUUCGGUGAGAAAUGGCGACCCUACCAAAGUAGGAUAUAUUGCGUCCGGCUUCUGGACCGGCUUUACCUUGGGCCGUGUUGCUUUAGCGGAUAUCACGCAUCGCUUGGGUGAACGGCGCAUGGUAUUCGUUUAUACCGCGUUGGCUGUGGCAAUGCAGCUUUUGUUCUGGCUAGUCCCAGACAUCACUAUCAAUGCAGUAACAGUGUGUUUCCUGGGUUUCUUUAUCGGUCCUUUCUACCCAGUUGGACUCUAUGUCCUCACCAAGGUCAUCCCAAAAGAACUUCACGUGGGAGCAAUGGGAUUCACUGCCAGUCUUGGACAGGCCGGGUCCGCUGCAUUCCCUUUCUUAACGGGAGCGGUGGCCUCCCAGGCCGGCGUCCAGGUUUUACAGCCCAUCAUGCUGGGGCUGCUCAUUGGAAUUGCCAUUUUCUGGUGCUUCGUCCCUAGACAGAGACCAAUCACGCUUUAAGUAGAUGUAGAAAGGCCAUAGUGGCGCUACAUUUGAGAUGCGGCGCUAUAGCCUACGCGUCGGUAGUUUUGCUAUGUUGAUAAAUAACAUUUCAAUCCUUGGACCGAUGUGGUUUGAUGAAGAUAUGCUGCUUCCAUGAAUAUCACGAGUGUCAUGUUCUCAAUGAAGUUGAGAAGCAUUUUCACUUCGCAGCUGAUCGUUCAAGCACCCUCUCUAGGCGCGCGUCUGGACCACAACAUAGAUGGCAAAUCGUACCCUAUUUACAGGGUGUUUGCACCGUCGAUGCAUAUGAUCA